Molecule: messenger RNA, 1655 nt
Organism: Symphalangus syndactylus (siamang)
Lineage: Eukaryota; Metazoa; Chordata; Mammalia; Primates; Hylobatidae
Product: HAUS augmin-like complex subunit 4
Biological process (GO): centrosome cycle; spindle assembly
Cellular component (GO): HAUS complex
Molecular function (GO): microtubule minus-end binding
Source: RefSeq, a predicted model, not a curated record
AUGGCUGACUUAAAUGUAAAACCUAAAACUAAGAAAACUCUGGAAGUACCAGCACAGUCACAGGGUGAUAGAGCACCAAGUGGGCUCUUGGUGUCUCCGAUUCCAGAACUUGACACUUGGAUGGUUGACUAUGCUAGAAUCAGAGCAACUCCUCAAGUUACAUUCAAUAUAGAAACUCUGACAGUUAUUCUGCUGGUUUCAUUUGAAGGUUUUAUUAAGUCGAUACCACAUAGCUUUUCAUCAUUGGAUCAGCUAAUGACAAAAGAUUUUGCCUCAAGGGAGAACUUUGUAUUAAAGGCACUGCGACAUCAGAACUCUGCUCCCCACAUUCUGGCCACUGUAGCUCCAGCUGUGGCUCAAAGAGGCCCAGGCACAGCUUGGGCCAUGGCUUUAGAGGUGGCAAGCUGUAAGUCUUGGCAGCUACCAUCUGGUGUUAAGCCUAUGGGUGCACAGUGUGCAAGAGUAAAUGAGGCGUGGCACCCUCCAUCAGAUUUCAGAGAACAUGUGGAAAAGUCUGGGUGCCCAGUAAUUACUGAGGAGGAGGAGGAGGAGGAGGAGGAGGAAAUCUCAUGGUUCCAGCCUCAUUAUCCUCCCUUUGUAAUAGUGGUAAUAAUUGGCCCUACACAGAAUCCCAAGAAAAUCAAAAGGCAUUCAGGGAUUUCUGCUCACCUGGAGAAGGGAUGGAAAUACUUCAACAAGCCAUGGAAGGAAGUUCGCCUGCAUAAGACAACAUGGUUGAGGUCUGAGAUUUUACGUGGAGUUAUUCAAGAGUUGCUUUAUAAUAAAAAAAAAAAAAAAAAAGACACAAAUUUAACUUCUGAGGACAAAAGUUUUCAUGAGACCCUUGAACAGCAGCUACUCAUAACUGAACUGACAUGGCUCUUAGUUCCUAGGCAGGAGAGGGAGAUACCUUCACUGCUAGAGCUGGAGAAAGCGGACCUUCUGGAAUCCAUGCCACUCUCAGAGGAUUUUGUGUGGAUGAGGGCUCUGCUACAGCAAGAAGUGGAGGAGGAGCUCAAGAAGAAAUGUUUCACUCUGCUCUGGUACUAUGAUCCCAAUUCAGAUGCCGACAGUGAAACCGUGAAGGCAGCAAACAUGUGGAAACUUGCAGAGGUCCUAGUGGGUAGGAAGCAGCAGUGCCAGGAUACCAAGAGCCAGCAAAAGGAGCAGAUGGUGCUGCUGGAGAAGAAGAGUGCCACCUACUUCCAGGUGCUUCUCCGCUCCCUCACUUUGCUGCAGAGGCUUCUUCAGGAAUACCGGCUGAAGACUCACUCCGAGUUAGACCACAUCAAUGCCCAGUACCUGGAAGUCAAGUGUGGUGCUAUGAUACUUAAGCUGAGGAUGGAAGAGUUAAAGAUUUUUCAACACACUGCUGAGAAAGUGGAAGUUCCUUGUCUGCUUAGGGACCGUUUGGAGGGAGCCAUUCACCUACAGGAGCAGCACAUGGAGAAGUCAAGACAGGUCCUGAACUCUUAUGAAAUACUUGGAGAGGAGUUUGACAGACUGGUGAAAGAGUCCACCCUACUCAAGCAGGCAACUGAGAAGCGGUGGCCCGUCCAGGAGUUCGACGAGGCCUACUGUUGAGCUCUGGCAGGGCCAGGAAAUAUGGCUUCUGCACAGCUGCUGCCUCCUAAUCUUCCUGCUAGUAAGACCAC